Dictyostelium discoideum AX4 is the source of this 1242-nucleotide messenger RNA. It is a transcript of the gene psmD11, whose product is annotated as 26S proteasome non-ATPase regulatory subunit 11. The transcript is spliced from 6 exons. Lineage: Eukaryota; Evosea; Eumycetozoa; Dictyosteliales; Dictyosteliaceae. The record is from RefSeq and is a predicted model, not a curated record. Bases 1 to 1242 code for a protein of 413 amino acids.
AUGAAUUGGAAAGAGCAACUUGAAGAAAUUGGUAAUUGCCAAGAUUCAAACAAAGCUAUCCAAGAUUAUAAUAAAAUUCUCACUAUUCAAGAAUCACCAGAUGAUAUUAAAGAGGAAGCAAUUCUUAGAUUAGCAAAAUUAUUUGUAAAGAUUGGUAAAGGUGAUCAAUUACCAACACUUUUAAGAUCAGUUAGACCAUUUUUUGAUAAAAUUUCUAAACCAAAGACUGAUAAAAUCGUUAGAAAUUUUAUUGAUAUUUUCUCAACCGUACCUGAUAAUUUAACAACUUUAAUUGAAUUUGUCAAAGAGAAUAUUCAAUGGUGUAAAGAUACAAAUAGAAUUUAUUUAAGACAAAGAUUAGAAACUAAACUUUUUACAUUAAUGUUUGAAGCAAAAGAUUAUGCAAAUGCAUUAAGCGGAUUAACAACAUUAUUAACAGAAAUUAAAAGAUUGGAUGAUAAACCAUUAUUAGUUGAAAUUCAACUUGUUGAGAGUAGAAUUCAACAUGCUCUUAAAAAUAUUCCAAAAGCAAGAGCUGCUUUAACUUCUGCUCGUACAAAUGCAAAUACAAUCUAUUGUCCACCAAAACUUCAAGCUGAAAUCGAUAUGCAAUCUGGUAUUUUACAUUCUGAAGAAAAAGAUUAUAAAACUGCUUUUUCAUACUUUUUCGAAUCAUAUGAAACUUAUGAUAGUCUUGAAGAUCCAUUUGCAAUGAAAGCAUUAAAGUAUAUGUUACUUUGUAAAAUUAUGACCAACCAAACUGAUGAUGUUCAUGCAUUAGUUAAUGGUAAAAUUGGUUUGAAAUAUCAUAACAAUAGAUCCAUUGAAGCAAUUACUCAAAUUUCAAAAUCUCAUGCAAAGAGAUCACUUCAUAUGUUCCAAGAGGUAACCAAAGAAUUUUCUGAUCAAUUAUCUGAUGAUCCAAUCAUUCAUAGUCAUUUAACUGAAUUAUAUAGUAAUCUUCUUGAACAAAAUUUAUGUCGUAUUAUUGAACCAUUCUCAAGGGUUGAAAUUUCACAUAUUGCAAAAUUAAUUGAUUUACCAGUUGAUGUUGUUGAAAGAAAAUUAUCACUUAUGAUCCUUGAUAAGAAAUAUAAUGGUAUCCUCGAUCAAGGUACUGGUACUUUAAUUGUAUUUGAAGAACAAAAAGAAGAUAAAUUAUUUAAUUGUUCUUUAGAAACUAUUGGUGCUUUAAGUCGUGUUGUUGAUUUACUUUAUGAAAAAACAAACAAACUUUCUUAA